AUGGCAGAGUUCCUUCAGCGACUGGAUACCUCCAAGUUGGUCUUGGUCGGCGCAGGCCUCUCCUUCGCUGUCAGCGCCUUCAGUGCACCAAGAUACAACCUGCCUAUAUUCCUCUUUGGAAUCUAUGCGCAAGAGAAUGCCGAGGCAGUGCAGUCUCUUCAGACGUUCACAUACCUUCUGUCUGCCUCAAUAGUAUACGACAUCAUCUGGAUGUUCAGGAAUGAACAGCAUUGGCUUGUCAAGCUGAUCACGAUCUUGGCCCUAGCGUUGAAGGCAAGUCUCUUGCUCAAUCCUGACACCCUCCACAUCCUAACCUACUUGCAGGUGCCGACAGUAAUGGCUUUCUUCGCGGCAAUGCAACAGCGCGGGGGUCAACUCUCUGGUCUUUCCUUCCGUGGCGGCGACUUGAAUGGCGCCACUGUCUGGUCCAUGCCAGGAGGGUUCACGUCUGGUGGUAGAGAAGGGUACCAGACAGUAGACGAGACGACCGACGUGCAAACACCGAAGCCACUUGGCACCGCAGCACCGGCUUUGAAUAACCCACCCAAUGCACCCGGCGCAUACCACAAUGUAUAA
Messenger RNA from Postia placenta MAD-698-R-SB12, 576 nucleotides. RefSeq lists its product as hypothetical. The coding region runs from base 1 to 576 and encodes 191 amino acids. NCBI's taxonomy places the organism in Eukaryota, Fungi, Basidiomycota, Agaricomycetes, Polyporales, Adustoporiaceae. The record is from RefSeq and is a predicted model, not a curated record. The transcript is spliced from 4 exons.